CACCCAACUCUCUCAACUCCAAAGCCAAAGCUUUCCUCUCCAUUUCAGCUGUACUUUCCCUGAAAUGGAGUGGACCAGAGGCCCCACCAUCGGCCGUGGCUCCUCCGCCACAGUCUCCGCCGCAAUCUCUCACGGCACCGGCGAGGCCUUCGCCGUCAAGUCCGCCGAGCUCUCCAAAUCCGGGCUUUUGCAGAGGGAGCAGAGGAUUCUGUCUUCCUUAGACUCUCCUCGAGUGGUUGGCUAUGUCGGGUUUGACAUCACUGAAGAGAACAACAGGCAGAUGUACAAUUUGUUCAUGGAGUACGUCGACGGCGGCACGCUCGCGGAUGAAAUUCGCCGGCACGGAGGCAGGAUGGAGGAGCCGGCGGUGGCGUUUUACACGGGGCAAAUUGUGAAGGGCCUGGAGUAUAUUCAUUCAAUCGGCGUAGCACAUUGUGACAUUAAGGCUCGGAACAUUUUAAUCGGUGGCGGCGGGGCCAAAAUCGCCGACUUCGGCUGCGCCAAGAGGGUGAGUGGCGGAGUGGAUGACUUGGCGGCGGCAGGAAUUGGCGGCACGCCGAUGUUCAUGGCGCCAGAGGUGGCGGUUGGGGAAGAGCAGGGGUGCGCCGCCGACAUAUGGGCGGUAGGAUGCUCGGCGAUUGAAAUGGCCACUGGAGGCUCACCGUGGCCGGUUGUCGGCGACCCUGUAUCGCUGCUCUACAGAAUUGGGUUUUCCGGGGAGUCGCCGGAAGUGCCGGAUUUUCUCUCCGGCGAAGGAAAGGAUUUCUUGAGCAAGUGCCUGAGGAGAGAUCCCAAGGAGCGGUGGACGGCUAAGGAGCUUCUGAAACAUCCCUUUCUUGCAGAAUCGGAUUCAAUUCAAAAGCAACUACCUGAUUUCAAUUCCACUUCUCCGACGAGUGUGCUUCUGGAUCACGGUGUUUGGAACUCGUUAGAAGAGCCGGAAACUCAGAAAACCCGACAAAACUCGCCGGAGAAGAGGGUGGAACAGUUGGCAUCAUCUUCUCCGGUGCCAGACUGGAGAUGGGAUGAGAAUUGGAUCACAGUGAGAAGACAUAAUUGAUUACAGGCUGUCGUAGAUAUAGAAAUGUUAGUUGAAUAGAUUUGUACAGACCGUAGAAUCGUAAUCAAAUCAACAGUCUCAAAAUUUUUGAGAGAUGCGUAGAUUUCUUGCAUGUUUCUUCAAUGCGAAUUGAAUUCUUAAUUAGAGAAGGUUCCUCUGAUUAAUUGUCUCCUAAUUCUCUUCUGCAAAUUAUGCUUCCACUCCCAUGUCCAUGUGUUGCCCUGAAAUCUCCUCCUUUUUUUAAUCAUUUUUCAAGUCAUACGUACGUUGGGAUAUCCCAACCAGCGCGCAACUAAUAUUUAUUUACAAGACUUGAAUUUGAAGUCUUAAUUAAUAUAUGUUAUCACUUAUUACCAAAUUACACUAAUACUGUCGCUUAUCACUAAGAGACGGGGAAGAGGAGAGUCACUGGUGAAAGGCAAGAUGAUGGUCACACGUGUAGCAGUAAUUGCACACUCCCAUGUGUGAAAGGAAUUGAAGAAGAAGAUGUUUCUUGAGAAGUCAACGUGUUGCUGGUCGGUUUCAUGAUAGAUGGAUAAGAUCAAACAUCAUAGAUACUUA
Molecule: messenger RNA, 1621 nt
Organism: Diospyros lotus (date-plum)
Lineage: Eukaryota; Viridiplantae; Streptophyta; Magnoliopsida; Ericales; Ebenaceae
Product: mitogen-activated protein kinase kinase kinase 17-like
Exons: 1
Coding region: 65-1060 (331 amino acids)
Biological process (GO): protein phosphorylation
Molecular function (GO): protein kinase activity; ATP binding
Source: RefSeq, a predicted model, not a curated record